CGUUGUUUCAGUUUCUUGGAAAAUAUACUUUCUCAAUUUUCUCAAUACAAAAACCCUACUUUCUUGAGAUCUCAAUUCUCUCAUUUUCAUUUUCAUUCACAUCCGAAUACAAAACUAUAAGAACAAACAAAUCAAAGGGUUACAGAAAUUUCAUUUCUUUAUCAUACACGCACACAGUAUCGACAGGAAUUUGAUUUUUCAUUGCAUGUGAGAAGUGAUGGCAACAGCAAGUAUGGCAACUGCAGCUGGUGCUGCUGCUUUAUUGUAUUACACAUUGAAUAAGAAAUUACAAAGCAAUUCAUCUAGGGGAGAUGAUGAUGAUGAGGGGGGAAAUGGUGGCGGUGAGGUUACCAAGUCUGUUACUGUUGUAAGUAAUCGAGUUUCAUCGCGUAGGCCGAUACAAGCACCGGCAACUUGGUUGGAGACUAUAUCGACUUUAUCGGAGACACUGAGAUUCACUUACUCUGAAACAUUAGGGAAAUGGCCUAUUGGUGACUUGGCUUUUGGUAUCAAUUUUCUCCUUAAGAGGCAGGGACACUUGCAUGUUGCUAGUGUAUUUGGUGGUAAAGAUAGUUUACAGCUUAAAGGGCCUGAAGUACUGAAUGAGCUUAGACUACUUGUACGAUUGUUGACAUUUUGUUGGCAUUUCUCAAAGAAACCAUUUCCAUUGUUCUUAGAGGAGACUGGAUUCUCUCGAGAGGAUGUUCUUCUUCAGGAGCCCAAAGCCGGGAUAUUGAAACCGGCAUUCACAGUUCUCGUAGACAAAAAAACAAAAUGUAUUCUCUUAGUGAUCCGAGGAACUCAUAGUAUUAAGGACACUUUGACUGCGGUAACUGGUGCAGUUGUUCCUUUUCAUCACACUGUGGUACAUGAAGGAGGAGUUAGCAAUUUGGUUUUAGGUUAUGCACAUUGUGGAAUGGUGGCAGCUGCUAGAUGGAUUGCGAAACUUGCUACGCCUUGUCUGCUUAACGCUCUCCAUGAAUUUCCAGAUUAUCAAAUCAAGAUUAUUGGGCAUUCUUUGGGUGGAGGCACUGCUGCGCUUUUAACAUAUGUGAUGCGUGAGCAGCAGGAGUUCUCAACAACUACAUGUGUAUCAUUUGCUCCAGCUGCUUGUAUGACUUGGGAAUUAGCUGAAUCAGGCAAUAACUUCAUUACGUCAGUAAUUAAUGGAGCUGAUUUGGUGCCUACAUUCUCGACUGCAUCAGCAGAUGACUUGCGUACUGAGGUUACAGCAUCCGCAUGGCUGAAUGAUCUGAGGAAUCAGAUUGAGCAAACCAGAAUCUUGAGCUCCGUUUAUCGUUCUGCAUCAGCCUUGGGAUCUCGUCUUCCUUCUAUGGCUAGUGCUAGGGCAAAAGUUGCUGGGGCAGGCGCAAUUUUGCGUCCCGUGUCUAGUGGCACACAGGUAGUGAUGAAGACAGCUCAAACUGUGGCUCAGGCUGCGUGGAGGAGUCCAUCAAUGAAACUAUCUUCAUGGUCAUGCAUGGGUGCUCGUCAGCGAACAACGACGACUACUUGUUCAAACUCAAAGGAAGAUGAGGGCUCAACAGAGCCUCUAUCUACCACCACAACAGAACAUGCUGAAGCCUUUAUAAUAUCCCAAGAAACCACAAGUAGAAAUAGCACCGAAGACUUUCCAGUAUCUACAUCUGAAGGAAUUGAAUGGAGUACUGAAUCACGAACUGGAUAUUCUUUUCCAGAUGAUGGUGAAGGUGAAGAUUUAAUGGGCCAUGGAAGAAGCGAAGAUCGCAUGACUGAAUUGGAGUUGUGGGAACAGCUCGAGCAAGAGCUCUACGAACAAACAGAAGCUGAAGAAGAAGAAGAAGAAGAAGAAGAAGAAGAAGAAGAAGAAGAAGAAGAAGAAGAAGCUGAGAUCUUAGAGGAAACAAGGGAGCAGGAGGAAACUGCAAUUGCUGAGGUAAGUGAGAUGGUACCCGAAAGCUCAAUGCCAGACAUAAAAGAGUCCCACCGAUUUUUUCCUCCUGGAAAAAUCAUGCAUAUUGUCACCUUACCAGUGGAACCUGAGAAUGAAGGUGAUGGUGAAGGUGCAAAUUCAACUGACACAUCUGAUGUAUCGACGGGUGGGAAAGUCAAAAUAUUUGCCACUCCAAGAUCAUUGUACAGUAAACUGAGGCUUUCACGGAGAAUGAUCAGCGAUCACCUCAUGCCAGUUUAUAGGAGACAUAUGGAGCAGUUGAUACUUGAACUCAAGGAAGAACUUUCCUCUAAUUCUUCAGCUGAUAGUGAUUAGAGUGAUAUAAGAGUUGCAUGGUAAAGUAGGAAAAGGGUUCAUUAGUAACAGAACUGUUUUUCAAGUGUCCUAGAAUAACAGUUUUUCACGUAGGAACAGAAAAGGCUUUUUUUAAUCAGCGAGUUCUCAGAGUUCAGGUUCGUCGCAGGGAUACACUUUGAGAGUAGCUCUUGAUACAUUUUUUCCAUGGAUAGCUGUUGGUAUACGUAUUUGGGCGAAGGACCAAUGAUCAGUUUUCUUGUAAAUUUUAGGAUCUAAUUGGAUGUUAUAUGUUGGAAAGUCUCUAGUAAAGGUGGUAGUUGAUUUCUCA
This is a messenger RNA of Papaver somniferum (opium poppy), 2558 nucleotides long. RefSeq lists its product as uncharacterized. Bases 218 to 2248 code for a protein of 676 amino acids. Gene Ontology annotation, biological process: lipid catabolic process. The transcript has 8 exons. Lineage: Eukaryota; Viridiplantae; Streptophyta; Magnoliopsida; Ranunculales; Papaveraceae. The record is from RefSeq and is a predicted model, not a curated record.